Messenger RNA from Spirometra erinaceieuropaei, 2223 nucleotides. The record is from the annotation of a GenBank genome assembly. NCBI's taxonomy places the organism in Eukaryota, Metazoa, Platyhelminthes, Cestoda, Diphyllobothriidea, Diphyllobothriidae.
AUGUGGCUUUUCGAAGAUGCCCUCUGCCUAGCAGCCCACACCCCGAUAACCGCCUCGAUCGGUGAGCCAAACCAGGUGAGGGUAUCCGUGUGUGCAUCUUCGCACACGGUAACUCGGCUCCACUGGCCGGAUGGACUACCGCCUCGGCAUCUCCGAGACGAGACUCCAUCUGCAACACUGAGGGAGACCACAAGGUACGUGAGCCCCCAGAUAAGCGAGCAUCGCUCUGCUGGCCUGCUAUUUGCUUGCUUGUUUGUGUUUGUUCUUGUUGAAAAAUAAAUGCCGUUCUGUUGAAUCUCCUCUCUCGCCUAUGCCUUUUGUCGGUCUUUCCUGCUUGCUUUUGUCUGCUUAUUGAUGUUUGUCCUUAUAGUGAACUCAGGGUUGUUCUGCUAAAUCUAUCUGCACACGACAGUUCGAUAAUCCUAGGAACAACCGAGUGUAACAAAGGACGGCAUUAGUGGCUCGUGAACUGGCGCGCUACAAGGUGGACAUCGCUGUACUUAGCGAGAUCCGCUUCCCUGGACAAGGCCAAUUAGAGGAGGUUGGCGCCGGCUACACCUUAUUCUGGAGCGGUCGCCGCAGGGCGGAGCGAUGGGAUGUGGGCGUCGCCUUUGUCAUCCGGAACGACAUCGUGGGACGGCUGCUCUGUCUGUCGCAGGGCACCAACGACCGAUUGAUGAGUCUCCGUCUGUCUUUCCAAGGAUCCGGAUUUGUCACAAUCGUCAAGGCCUACGCCCCGCCGAUGGCCAGCCGUGACGAGGUGAGGAACAAAUUCUACGAGGACCUGCACGCCCUCAUGGCGACUGUGCCGAAGGCGGAUAAGUCAAUUGUUCUUGGUGGCUUCAACGCCCGCGUCGGCACAGACCAUGCUGCCUGGAGAGGAUUACUGGGUCCUCAUGCUCUCGGUGGCUUCAACGACAAUGUCCUGCUCCUCCUACGAACCUGCGAUGAACACCGACUCAUCCUGGCCAACGUCUACUUCCGCCGUCUGACGUGGGCGAUGGCGACCUGAAUGUACCCUUGGUCGCAAUACUGGCGCCUUCUGGACUAUGUUCUCGUCCGGAGGCGAGACCAGUGGAACCUUCUGUUGACAGAGGCGAUUCCGGAUGUUAACGGACGCACCGACCAUCGUUUCGUCAUCUCCAAAAUGCGGAAUCGCCUACAGCCUCGCUAAAGACCUCAAGGUAAGCGACCCCCAGGUAAGCUGGAUAUUGUUUUGUUGUCUUUGCCUGCUCACCAUCUCCACUUCAGGAAUGAGCUAGCUCAGCGGCUAGUCAACCUUCCAGUCGCCACCACUCCGCUGACUCGACCGCCUCCGUUGAGAACCGAUGGUGCAAACUCCGAGACAAAGUCCAACCGACGGCCCUGACUGUCCUCGGUCGCUCACGUUGCCAACACCAAGACUGGUUCGAUGACAACGACGCCACUAUCAGCGACCUGCUCGCCGAGAAGAACCGUCUGCACAAAGCCUAAGUAACUCGCCUCACCGACGACAACAAAGCAGCCUUUCACCAAAGGCGCCGUCUUUUGCAACAGCGACUGCAUAAGAUAUAGGACGCCUGGACGGCUCGCAAGGCUGGGGAGAUCCAAGUCUACACAAACAGCAGCAAUUGGAAGAACUUCUUCACCGCGAUCAAGUCUGUCUACGAUGCGUCAACCAAGCCAACCGCUCCUCCUCUUAGCGCAGACUGAUGUACCCUACUCACCGAUAACAAACAAAUCCUACAGCGAUGGGCCGAACACUUUAGAGGCGUCCUCAACCAUCCCCUCUACCAUCUCCAACGCCGCCAUCGACUGCCACAAGUGGAGACCAACGCCGACCUCGACCUCCUGCCCUCCCUCCACGAAACCAUCAGGGGCGUGCCUCAUCUCUCUACCGGGAAAACGUCCGGAUCAGACGCGAUCCCAGCUGAAAUCUACAAGCACGGUGGUCGCCAACUCAUGGGUCAACUGAUGGCGCUCUUCCAGGAGAUGUGGCGUCAAGGAGAAGUCCCGCAGGAUUUUAAGGACGCCACAAUCAUCUAUCUCUACAAGCGCAAAGGGAACCGCCAAAUCUGCGACAACCAACGAGGUAUUUCUCUACUGAACAUCGCCAGGAAGACCUUCGUUUGCAUCCUUCUUAAUCGCCUGAACAACCAUCUGGAACAUGGUCUCCUGCCAGAAAGCCAGUGCGGUCUCCGCCGUCAUCACAGCACCACCGACAUGACCUUCAACACCCGUUAA